UCCGUGGCACUACGAAAGAAACGCCGAUUAGCUCCAUUUUACCAGCGCGAACUCCAAAACCCGCUUUAAACCCCCAAAAAUAAUUCCGCCGCCGUCUCCGUUAUCUUCCUCCUCCUCCUCCUUCCGCCGGCGACUGCGGAGAAGCUCGCCAACGCACGCCUCGGCCUCAGAUUUGACCCAAGGGUGUGAAGGAGAUUCAACUUUGGGUUUGGAAUGAACUGCUUGUCUAGGUUAUCUGCAUACUCCGCAACCAUCUUUGGAAGGUCGACCAGCCAUUUCAUUGUCAAGGGCACCUGGAAUCAGUGUUCAAGCCCCAUUUGGAAACACAGCUUUGAGCUUAGUUCCGUUAGAACUGGGAACCCGAAAUUCGUCUUUCCCAAGUUCGCCACCCGGUGCUACUCAUCCGAAAAGCCCAAAUCGAAAACUCCGCGGAAAAGGAAGUCGUUAGAGCAUAAAGAACCAGAUAUGGAGAAAGAUUCUUUCUUUGUGGUGAGGAAGGGGGAUGUUGUUGGUGUGUACAAGACUUUUAAUGAGUGUCAGGCUCAAGUUGGAUCUUCAAUAUGUGACCCUCCUGUGAGCAUUUACAAAGGGGAAUCAUUACCGGAUGAAACCAAAGAGUACCUUGCAACUUGUGGGCUUCAGAAUGCUAUAUACACUAUUCGAGCUCAAGAUUUGAAGCCUGACCUCUUUGGCACUCUUGUACCUUGGCCAUUUCAGCAACCUGGUCAGUCCACCGAACAUAUCGAUGCCAGGGAUGACAAAAAGAGAACCCUAGAUAUGAUGAUACCACAACCAGCGGAAGCAGGUGGAACAACCACAUUGAGUAUAGCUGAUCCCUCAAAGAAGGCUGUCCGAUUGGAUUAUCAAAUGGCUACUCCGAUACGUUCUCUUGGUUAUGACCCGGAAUUUUGUACCCUCGCGUUUGAUGGUGCUUCAAGAGGAAACCCUGGGCCCGCAGGAGCUGGAGCUGUUCUACGGACAAGUGAUGGAACUUUGGUGUGCAUUGACUUCUAAGCAUCUAUAACAUUUUUCUUCUUGAUGUUUCCAUAUAUCUGAAACUUCAGGUUUUGUGUAGAUCUGCCGGUUGCAAGAAGGAUUAGGCAACAAGACUAAUAAUGUUGCUGAGUAUAGAGCUGUACUUCUUGGAAUGAGAUAUGCUCUCCAGAGGGGCUAUCGAAAAAUACGCAUACAAGGCGACUCCAAGCUCGUGUGCUCUCAGGUUGAUGGUACAUGGAAGGUCAAGCAUGCUGGCAUGGCCGAAUUAUGCGAUAAGGUCAAAGAGCUUAAGGACAGAUUCGUCUCAUUCGAGAUUAACCAUGUUCUGAGGGAAUUCAACGCGGAAGCUGAUGUUCAGGCGAAUCUUGCUGUCAAUCUUCGUGAGGGAGCAGUUCAGGAGGUUUACGAAUAGCAGCAUAGCUACUUACACAUAAAGCUUGUUUCUUCUUCUACCUGGUUUUCUCGCUUACCUGCCAUUAUCCCAGCGACUGAAAUAGUCAAAGAUAUUCGACAUUCCUGAUGGGUAGAGAGGCUUCACAUUCAGCACGAGAGAUGUCGAAAGAGGCCAGUUUUUGCAAUGUGAUUUCCAGUGCCCAUGCAGGUUUGAACAACUUAUUAUAAACUCUCAGAAUAUGAACUAAUUACCUUUUGAUGCUUGCAUAGCCAUUUUGGAUACCAUCGAACUUGCCAUAUGUUUUCAAACCUAUAGAAAGUCAAAUCAAGCUAACUUUUCAUCAAACCCCUACUAGGAUGAUGAUAUGCUAAAAGGACUAGGGUGGCUGCAGGCACUAAUUGGUCCCAUUGAUUUUGUCGAAACAUUGAAGGAUACUAAGCCUUUUUUUGCGACGGACAUGUCAAAACAUUACCUAAGCUUUGAUAAUGGCCAUAAUUAC
Linum tenue is the source of this 1889-nucleotide messenger RNA. NCBI's taxonomy places the organism in Eukaryota, Viridiplantae, Streptophyta, Magnoliopsida, Malpighiales, Linaceae. The record is from the annotation of a GenBank genome assembly.